Molecule: messenger RNA, 456 nt
Organism: Staurois parvus
Lineage: Eukaryota; Metazoa; Chordata; Amphibia; Anura; Ranidae
Source: the annotation of a GenBank genome assembly
AGGUCUCGGGCCCUCAGGCGGAGCGGCGGGCGCCGAACCCCCAGGCGGAGCGACAGGUCUCGGGCCCUCAGGCGGAGCGGCGGGCACCGGACCCCCAGGCGGAGCGACAGGUCUCGGGCCCUCAGGCGGAGCGGCGGGCGCCGGACCCCCAGAUGGAGCGACAGGUCUCGGGCCCUCAGGCGGAGCGGCGGGCACCGGACCCCCAGGCGGAGCGGCGGGCGCCGGAACCCCAGGCGGAGCUACAGGUCUCGGGCCCUCAGGCGGAGCGGCGGGCGCCGGACCCCCAGGCGGAGCGACAGGUCUCGGGCCCCCAGGCGAAGCGGCGGGCACCGAGUCACCAGGCACGACAGUGGGCUCCGAGUCAACUGGCAUGACCGCUGGCACUGGGUCAGACAUUGGAUCGUCUGGCUGGACAGCGGGCAUCGGGUCACCAGGCAUCAGGUCAUUUGGCUCGAC